CAGGCGCGCGGCCGAGGCAGCGCGGAGCGCCGAGCGCAUCGAUCGGCCUGCUCUCUGUGGCCGCCCGCCCGCCCGCCCGCCCGCCGGGCCCAUCGCGCGCUCGGGGCUCGACUCGGCAGGCGGCGGCCGCGGCGGCUGAGGAGGCAGCGCUGUGGCGGCGGCUGAGGCGGCUGAGGAAGGCGGCGGCGGCGGCGGCUCGGCCCGGAGUCCCCGCUCCCGCGCCAUUUCGGACCCGGAGCGAGCGUGGCGCGGGCCUGAAGGCGGCGGCGGCGGGAGCCUGAGGCGCGGCGGCUCCGCGGCGCGGAGAGAGGCCUGCUGAAAAUGACUGAGUAUAAACUUGUGGUAGUUGGAGCUGGUGGCGUAGGCAAGAGUGCCUUGACGAUACAGCUAAUUCAGAAUCACUUUGUGGAUGAAUAUGAUCCUACGAUAGAGGAUUCCUACAGGAAACAAGUAGUAAUUGAUGGAGAAACCUGUCUCUUGGAUAUUCUCGACACAGCAGGUCAAGAGGAGUACAGUGCAAUGAGGGACCAGUACAUGAGGACUGGGGAGGGCUUUCUUUGUGUAUUUGCCAUAAAUAAUACUAAAUCAUUUGAAGAUAUUCACCAUUAUAGAGAACAAAUUAAAAGAGUAAAAGACUCUGAAGAUGUGCCUAUGGUCCUAGUGGGGAAUAAAUGUGAUUUGCCUUCUAGAACAGUAGACACAAAACAGGCUCAGGACUUAGCAAGAAGUUAUGGGAUUCCAUUUAUUGAAACCUCAGCAAAGACAAGACAGGGUGUUGAUGAUGCCUUCUAUACAUUAGUCCGAGAAAUUCGAAAACAUAAAGAAAAGAUGAGCAAAGAUGGUAAAAAGAAGAAAAAGAAGUCAAAGACAAAGUGUAUAAUUAUGUAAAUACAAUUUGUACUUUUUUCUUAAGGCAUACUUAAGUAAAAGUGGUAAUUUUUGUAUAUUACACUAAAUUAUUAGCAUUUGUUUUAGCUUUACCUAAUUUUUUUUUUUCUGUUCGUGCAAACUGUUAGCUUUUACCUUAAAUGCUUAUUUUAAAAUGACAGUGGAAACCUCUUCUCUAAGUGCCAGUAUUCCCUGGGUUUUGGACUUAAACUAGCAAUGCCUGUGGAAGAGACUGAAGACCUGAGACUAUGUCUUGGGGUUUUGGUGCAUGCAGUUGAUUCCUUGCUAAUUCUCUUACCAGCUGUGAGCGUUGGUGUGAACCGGAGUAAUGAAGCUUUUGAACCAUCCCUGCUCUGUGUUUCAUCUAGUCACUGAAUGAAUUAAUUAGUAAUUACAGCUUCAUCUGAAACCUUAUGAUUGGUUCUACAAAGACUGGGGGAUCACAGAUUUAUGGGCUUCCCUUUGAUUCACUUCUAGCAUGUCCAAGAGUUUAUCAUCCUUCAUAGUGUAGUUAGACUGUUCACAAAGGCUUUCUCUUGCUUUCCACUGGUAUUAGUCAUGGUUACUCUCCCAAAUAGUAUAUUUUUUCUAGAAAAGGGGAAAAAUGGAAAAAAAAAAAAAA
Messenger RNA from Onychomys torridus (southern grasshopper mouse), 1510 nucleotides. It is a transcript of the gene Kras, whose product is annotated as KRAS proto-oncogene, GTPase. The transcript is spliced from 5 exons. The record is from RefSeq and is a predicted model, not a curated record. Gene Ontology annotation, cellular component: plasma membrane. Gene Ontology annotation, biological process: Ras protein signal transduction. The coding region runs from base 322 to 888 and encodes 188 amino acids. Gene Ontology annotation, molecular function: GDP binding; GTP binding; GTPase activity. Lineage: Eukaryota; Metazoa; Chordata; Mammalia; Rodentia; Cricetidae.